Messenger RNA from Rotaria sp. Silwood2, 669 nucleotides. The record is from the annotation of a GenBank genome assembly. NCBI's taxonomy places the organism in Eukaryota, Metazoa, Rotifera, Eurotatoria, Philodinida, Philodinidae.
AUGCAACCUCAUACAAUUAUCAAUCAAACAUUAUAUUCAUAUUGUAAAGAACAAUAUGAAUUUAAUAUUCAAUCAAUGUUUAUUAAUUUAACGACAUGGCCGUCGGGAUUUAUUUAUGCUCGUAAUCCGCAUCAGAAACUCGAUGAUGAUUAUUAUACAACACUAUUAUCCAUACCACAAUGUACCAUGGAAUUACGAGCAUCAAUUGGUGAUCAUAUUCGAUUUGUUUUUUAUCCGAUUUUUAAUAUACGAGAUGAUUAUGAUCAAGAUUAUUUUAUUUCAAUAACAAGAGUACCGUGUUUAAAAAUUAGAGAUCAUCAUGAAACAACAACCUUCGAUUGUCCUAUGUUGUCUGAUAAAAGCAAAUCAACAUCAUUGAAUCGUCAAUCUGAUGACUACCUAUCUAAGAGUAAUAUAGUUUAUCUUGAAUUUAUUCAACCACCUAGUUUUCCUAAUGAUUACGAUGAUAAUUUUCAUCAAUUUAAACUAUUUUUUACAUCAUUUACUCCAAAAAUACAUGUUGGUGUUAAUGAUGAUUUAUUUAUUUGUCCAAUGGAAUAUCUCAUUGAUUGUGAUGAUUCAUAUUGUGUACAUGGAAAUGCUCGUUGUAAUGGUAUAAAUGAAUGUCGUUCGAAAGUUGAUGAAGAAUUAUGUACUCAUACAUAUUGA